AUGACUGUAUUCUCAAGCUUUAGAAGCAUACAUGCUCGUUUGUUUACUUCAUUCCUAUUAUUCUCCACCGUUAUUGUGAGAACUGCCAAUGCCGCAGAAGGUUGUAAACCUCAAUCUGUGGGUACUCAAGGUUUUGAUAUGUCUCUAUAUCAUUAUCCAUUCGAUGAUGCAAGUUCCAGUUCUUGUUACUCAAACUAUUAUCAAUCUAGUGAAUUUCAACACGGUGGUUAUGAAACCUUUGGUGGUGGUCUUUUCGGUACUGCUACCGAUAUCGACGAUGUCACACUAGAUCUGAAAUUAAAUGUUCAUUGUAAAGAAGUUAUGGGUGGUUUACCAGAAAAUUUCCAUUAUGGUGAUACUAUGAGUGUCUCUAAUUUCACUAUGUUGCUUACUGGUUAUUUUUACGCUCAAGAAUCUGGCCACUAUACUUUUAAUCUGGUUGCCGAUGAUUUGGCUUAUUUAUCAUUUGGUGCUGGUAAUGCCUUCGAAUGUUGUGACGAAGAAGGUACUGUUAGUGAUCCUGAGGCUUUUGAUUUGAUUGUCAUCUGGAAAGCUGAUAACAAUAUGUCUGGUUCUGUUAGUUACAAUUUAGAGGCUGGUGUUUACUACCCAAUUCGUUUAUUAUAUGCUAACAGAGAUUACCAUGGUACUUUAGAAUUAUCUUUUGAAGAUCCCCACGGUGAUGUCCACACUAAUUUUGAUGAUCAUAUCUAUCAAUUCAAAGAUGAACCAGAAGGGUGUCCAAAUAACAUCCAUACUUCUACGACUCAAUGGACUGGUUCUUUUACCAGUACCUUUAGUACUACUGUCUACACUACAACAGGUUCCGAUGGCCAUGCUACUACUGAAACUUUAUACAUUGUUGAAACUCCAGAUCCAAAUACCUACGUCACCACAGCUACCACUGAGUACACUCAAGGUACUGCUUCUGGUACUACUACUUACUCCACUGCUACUGGUGUAACUACAGGCUCCGAUGGUGUCAUUACAACUGAAACUACUUUCUUUGUAGAAACUCCAGAUCCAAAUACAUAUGUCACUACAGCUACAACUGAAUACACUCAAGGUACUGCUGAUGUUACUACUACUUACUCCACUGCUACUGGUGUCGCUACUGGCUCCGAUGGUGUCAUUACAACUGAAACUACUUUCUUUGUAGAGACUCCAGUAAGCACAUCUGCUACUGCUACUGCAACAACUAUUUACACUCAUGGCACUGCUUCUGUUACUACUACUUACUCCACUGCUACCGGUGUUAUUACAGGCUCCGAUGGUAUUAUUACUACUGAAACAACAUUUUACGUUGAGGAACCAGGUCCAAAGACCACAAUAACUACAGCAGAGACUACUACCAUUUAUACCAGUGUUACUGUUCCAACAACUGUUACACAUGUUACCACUUACUACACUACAGAUGAUGAAGGUGAGGAGGAAGAAAUCGUUGAAACCGAUAUUGAUGUUGAACUUCCAAGUGUUGACGAAACCACUACAAUUGUCAAGACUACUACUGAGUUUGGUAGUGUUACUGCUCCAACUACUGUUACACAUGUUACCACUUACUACACUACAGAUGAUGAAGGUGAUGAGGAAGAAGUCGUUGAAACUGAUAUAGAGGUAGAGUUACCAAGUGUGGACGAAACUGUUACCACUGCUAGUACAUCCUACACUCCAGGUGAUGUCACUGUGACAACAACUAUCUCAACUUUUGUUACAACUUACUAUACCACAGAUGCUGAAGGUAAUGAGGAAGAAGUGAUUGAAACAGAUUAUCUUGUUGAAACUCCAGGAACUCCAAAUACCGAAGAAGAAAAAACUACCAUCUCUACGACAAUAAUUUCUUAUUACACUGGUUCUGAAACAUCCACAUACUCUACCAGCAUUAGAACAUACACUUCUACAGAUGAAUAUGGUAACCCAGAAGAAGUUGUUGAAACUGACUACUACGUUGAAAUUCCAGAACCUACUACCAGUGCUAAUGAAGUUGAAGUCGCAGAAACUGCUGUUGUCACUACAGUUAUUAAGACUACAACUAACAAGCCUGCUGUUACUGAAACAACUUCUAAGAAACCUGCUGUUUCUGAAUAUCCAGUUCAAUCAGCUUCAUCUACCACAGCAAAUGUGUCUGAAUACAAUGGUAUUGGUGCCAUUGCUUCAAACAACAUUUUGACAUUUGUGGUUGGUCUAUUAUUUGCAACCUUCAUGAUUUAG
Maudiozyma barnettii is the source of this 2208-nucleotide messenger RNA. RefSeq lists its product as uncharacterized. NCBI's taxonomy places the organism in Eukaryota, Fungi, Ascomycota, Saccharomycetes, Saccharomycetales, Saccharomycetaceae. The record is from RefSeq and is a predicted model, not a curated record. Bases 1 to 2208 code for a protein of 735 amino acids. The transcript has a single exon. Gene Ontology annotation, biological process: flocculation.